Molecule: messenger RNA, 486 nt
Organism: Lentinula edodes (shiitake mushroom)
Lineage: Eukaryota; Fungi; Basidiomycota; Agaricomycetes; Agaricales; Omphalotaceae
Exons: 3
Coding region: 1-486 (161 amino acids)
Source: RefSeq, a predicted model, not a curated record
AUGCACUCUGCUCUAUUUGACACGUUUCGACGAUUUGAUGAUUUACGGUGUGAAUAUGAAGAGGCACGCGUGGAGUGGCUAGCAAAGGCGGACAUUGGCUUGCUCGCUACAGCGCAAGCGGCCGAAGCGAUUGACGAAGCGUUGUCUGUAAAGUUGAAGAAUGUGGAUGAAAUGCUCUCGAGGUUUUCUGCGGAAAUGGAGGCGACUCACCAAGACCUUAAUCGCAACAUUGAUACACGUCGUGCACAAGCUGCGAAUAUCUUACUGCGGGCAAGAAUUCAAAUGGAGGUCGUACGUUUGAUGGAGAUGAAGAUACUACUCCCCAAGGAAUUGUGGAUGCCAGAGAGUGCUAUCCUCCUACAGCUCGACGAAAUCUUACUCAGAUCGCAAAGUGACGGUGAUACCAGUGACUUACAAGCCCUUCAGAGGGCUUCGUUGCAGAUCUUGUCACGCGUCUUUUGUCGCUUUCUUCAGCCUACGAAUUGA